This is a messenger RNA of Rhincodon typus (whale shark), 1708 nucleotides long. RefSeq names its product cilia- and flagella-associated protein 45. The record is from RefSeq and is a predicted model, not a curated record. The transcript is spliced from 11 exons. The coding region runs from base 24 to 1613 and encodes 529 amino acids. Lineage: Eukaryota; Metazoa; Chordata; Chondrichthyes; Orectolobiformes; Rhincodontidae.
CAAGACAAGGGAAAAUGUGAUGAAUGGCAGAACCCUGGAAGCACCGAGGAUCAGAAGAACCUUGGUGUGCACGAAGACCAGUCCUUUUAGCAGGACAGAAAUUGAACCCUGCCACCCAAGCUGGCGCAGAAUUGGACCCAUGCUCAGAUGAGGCACUUGGGAAACUGUUGUAUUCCACCUCCAGCAACAAACCUAAGGAGAGUAUUCGACUCAUUACCAAGGACAUGAUUCGAGAUCUGAUUAUUCCCACAGAGGAUCCCUCAGGCAAGACUCUGAUCAUGAGCCCUGAGGAGUUUGAACGGAUCAAGCAGGCUUCCCGAGUGAUCAGUGAGGAGGAACGUGAGGCCAUGCGUGUGGCGAACAAUGCAGAGAGAAUGCAGGCGGCGGAAAUGGCUGGUGAACGGAAAAGCUUCAUAAGAGCAAAAGAGCUUCAGAGACGUAAGAAUGAGAAGCUGAAUGAAGUGGAAGAGGCAGCACGGGACAGGGCCCUGUACCUGUUGGAAAAAGCAAAUGCCUUACGCCUAGAGCAGGAGGAUGAGAUUAAACAGAUCAAUGAGACCAUCACAGAUGCACGGUGUCAUGCAAUCCGGGAUGCCCAGAUUCUGGAGAAGGAGCAAAUUGAGAAGGAAAUGAUGGAGGAGGAAAAACGACUGGAUAAAAUGAUGGAGGUGGAUCGCCAGAAAGCUAUCAAAAUGCAGGAUGAGCUUGAACGUAUAAGGAAAGAAAAUGGGCUCAGGGCUAAAGCUCACAUCAUUCAGCAAAUUGAGGAGAGAGAACAAGAACGGAUGUUGCAACUAGAACAUAAAGCAUUGCAGGCUGUGGAGAGAGUUCAGGCAAUGGAGAGAAUGCAGCAGGAAGAUCUGGAGAAUUUGCAAAAUAAGCGUCAACAACAGAGAAGGAGACACCAGGAGAUCAAGGAAUCCAAUGAGCAAGUUCAGAAACAUCGAGAGCUGAUGCAACAGCUAGACCGGCAGGCCGAUCAGAAAGUACAGGAAUUCCAGGACGCCAAGAUGAAAAGAGAAGCUGAAAUUGAGGAGCAGCAGAAUCGCUUGAAGCGGGAGAAGGCAAUAGAAGUGGCUCGAUUGCAGGCCUUGCAAGAACGAGCACAUGAUCACAAAGCAGAACAGGAUGCACUGCGAGCAAAAAGAAGUCAGGAAGCUGCAGAACGGGAAUGGCGCAGGAAGGAACUAGAGGACGAGCGCAAGAAAGCAGAGGUGACAGCAAUGCUGAAGAAGUCUCGCUCAGAUCAAAUUCGGCACAAGCAACAUUUCCGGGCUGUGCAGGCAACUAAGGAACGACAAGAAUUUGAGAGAGUCCUCAAAGUACAGAAAGAGAAGAUUGAGAAGGAGAAGAAAGAGGAGGAAGACAAGAGGUAUGGCAGGACCAAGUAUGCCAAUGAUCUAAGGGAGCAGAUCAGAGAGAGGGAGCAGAAGCAUAUUGCAGAGCGGGCAGCAUUCUUUGAGGAAGGAACGCGUCUGAAGGAGGAAGCUUAUCAACGACGGCUUCGUCUCGAUCAAAUUAAGCGCAAGAAACUCGAAGAACUCAGGUCUGUUGGUCUUCCAGAGAAGUAUUGUCGUGAGAUUGAGCGAAGAUUGGCAGCUGUCACAGCUUAGGAGCAAAUUGUGUUGAAAUGGUGGCUAUAUUUGGAGAUUGUCUGUUCCAUGUUUAAUGUGGUCUCCAGUAACUAUAAAGAAUAAAUUAAACAUGA